AUGUCCUUUCUAAACCAAAUACCACUUCCAAAUGUAUGUCCAGUUGAAUUAAUCUUGGGUAUUGCAAUAUUAAAUAAAUUAUCAGGUCUUUUCGGUAUUUUAUCAAUCUUUACAGGACAUCCAUUAGAUUUUAUUCAAUGGUUAUUAUAUAUAACAAGUCUUUUGAUGUUACCAUAUUAUUUCUUGGGUGCUUCAAAUAUUAGGAACCCCAAAAUUUUAGAACAUUCAGUUAUUUUAAUAAUUUAUAGUAUUGAUACUUUAACAAGUUUAGGAUUUAUUUUAUGGUUUGCUGGAGAAUGGUUUAUUAAUGAAGAUGUUACAGCUGAGAUUAAACCUGGUGAAGAUUAUAGUAAAAGUGCAUCACAAAAUUAUGAAUAUGGAUGGAUUUUUUUAAUGACAUUUGUUAUAAAUUUAUCAAGGUUUUAUUUUAAUUUUAUUUUAUUAAGUUUUUAUAUUAAAUUAAUUAAAUUUAAUAAGAUUCAAGGUAUUGAUUAUUUAAAAAUUGAAGGUGAUGAAUUAAAUUUAAAAAAUAAAUAUUUUUGGCAAAGAUGGAAUUAUAAAAUUCAAAUUGAAUCUUAUAAAUUUUUAGAAAGAACUUUAUAA
Molecule: messenger RNA, 603 nt
Organism: Hansenula ciferrii
Lineage: Eukaryota; Fungi; Ascomycota; Saccharomycetes; Phaffomycetales; Wickerhamomycetaceae
Gene: KEI1
Product: Kei1p
Exons: 2
Coding region: 1-603 (200 amino acids)
Biological process (GO): inositol phosphoceramide metabolic process
Cellular component (GO): Golgi membrane; inositol phosphoceramide synthase complex
Molecular function (GO): inositol phosphoceramide synthase regulator activity
Source: RefSeq, a predicted model, not a curated record